Messenger RNA from Phragmites australis (common reed), 3413 nucleotides. RefSeq lists its product as uncharacterized. Lineage: Eukaryota; Viridiplantae; Streptophyta; Magnoliopsida; Poales; Poaceae. Gene Ontology annotation, biological process: SCF-dependent proteasomal ubiquitin-dependent protein catabolic process. The transcript is spliced from 6 exons. The coding region runs from base 181 to 2877 and encodes 898 amino acids. Gene Ontology annotation, cellular component: SCF ubiquitin ligase complex. The record is from RefSeq and is a predicted model, not a curated record.
AUCCCGCGCCUCCGCCCUGCUCUCCCUGUUUGCGCGGGAAAACCAUUAGAAAAAGCGAACGAAACCGCGGCCCGGUCCAACCCCGCCGCCUCCUUCUCCCUCAAGCCUCUCUCUCUCUCUCUCUCUCUCUCUCUCUCUCCAAUCCCCCAAACCCCUGCGUUGUUCACGCCUCGCUCCACGAUGCCCCACCUCCGCUCCCGCGCCAAGGCCAGGAGCGCCUCCCAGCAAUCGCCGCCUCCGGCGGCCGGUGUCCCGCAGGGGACUCCCGCGCCAUCCCCGUCCACAUCCCUCGGCCUCGGCCUCGGCCUCGGCCCCGCCUCCCCCGACGAUGUCUGGGGAUCCCUCAAGUCCCCCGGAGCUGCGGCGCCCCGCCGCAGCCUGCGCCUCGCGGGCGCCGCCAGCCCGACCAUGCCCACGGCGGGGCCUUCGGCGCGAGAAGGCGGUUCCUCUGGUCCCGGGCCCGGGUCGGGUGGGAGCGGGGAGGGGGUUGGGAGGGCUCGGGUUCGAGCCUCCGCCUCCCCUGGCGCCUCGCCGUGGGCCGGGAACUCGGGGAGCGAUGGCGGCGGGUCGGGGGGUAGGGUUUUGGCGGGCGAUGCGGGGACGUCCAUGAGCCUGCGGUCGGGGUCUCAGAUCGCGAAGAGGCGGAUGGAGACGGGCGCUCAGGUGGGUGGAGAGGCGGGGCUUGGAUCAGGCGAAGGGGUUGGGGGUGGAGGCCAGGUGCAUGAUGAAAUGCUGCAGCGGGACACGGGAGCGGCGGCAAAGCGGUGCCAUAUCAUAUUGGUUGGGGGAUUUGAGACGGAGUAUGUGGCUGAUUCGGAGAGCGAUGAUGACGAGGAUUGCGUGAUGCUGGGGGAGCUGGGCAUGAAGAUGCCAGCCGCGCAGUUGCCCACUGGUCCAAGUAUGGUUGCACCGAGUGUGGUUUCGAUGAACAUGGAUAGUGCUGACGAGGCAACUGGGGAUGAUCCUGCCAAGACAGGCAAGGAGGAAAUUGGAGAUGUUAGUAGCGGGGAACAGGAUCUCUUGCACGGGGAGUCUAUGUACACACAUAAUUUGGUUGGGAGGGCAGUUGGCGGCGUGUUUCAACAAUUACCAUAUACUGUAGGAAGCCCUGAAACAGAUAUUUAUGCAGAUAUGUAUUUCAAGGAAGAGUUGAGAAGAUACAAGCCUAGAGAGGUCAAAGGAAGAGGGAAGCUAGUUUUGGGGAAUAACGAUUCUGGUGCUGAUGCUAGUGUGGGUAUUCGAGAUGGUACCAGGACGCACAAAUAUAGUCCUGAUAGUAAAGGAAAGGAAAAGAUGGUUGUAGAAGAUAGUUUAUCAUCUUUGAGCGCAAGUGAGGAUGGUAUGAAUUUGGAUCCAUUAGAUUCUAAAGAGACUCAGAGCAACUCAAGAUCAGUUUCUGCUUCUAUGGAGCCACUUCGGAGGCAAGCAGCAAGAGAGAGGGCUAUUAGGUUGGCCCCUAACUUUGCAUUCUUCAACGCAGAUAAAGAGGAACAUAGUGAAGAUGAUGAUACAGAAGAUUUAGAGCCUGUUGCUGACCCUCAGGACUGGCCAGGUCCAUUUUCAACGGCGGCGAGGAUAUAUGAAGAUAGAGAUGCUAAAUUGAGAGCUCGAGAGUCGAAUUCUUCUAAGCUGUACAAGUCUGCUGAUAAGGUCAUUGUUUGGUCGCCUUUGAAGGAUAGGGAAAACCCAGUACGAGCUGCUCCAUCACUUACAAGCUUAUGCUUAAACACUCUUGCGGAUAAUGCUGAAAGUAUUGAAUCACUUGGAGGUAUUCCAGAGGAGCUAAAGCAUAAACUCUUGAAGAUGCUGUGUCAUUCUAGGAAGAUGAAUACCCAUCUUCUCAAUGAACUAUUGUGUGACAGUCCUACAGAACUGCAGCUUAGUGAGUGCUCAUGGUUAAGUGAGGAUGAUUUUGAGAAAACUUUUGGGAAAUGCAGGACAGAAAACUUGCAGAUUCUGCAGCUUGACAUAUCUGGGCGAUGCAUGCCUGACUACAUAUUGCCUACUACCUUAGCAAAGGUUCCUAACUGCAUGCCUCUGUUGAGAAAAAUAUCUCUGAAGGGAAAUUAUCGUCUUUCUGAUAAGGGUUUAGACACGAUCAUCUCCGCGGCACCUUCUCUAAGUGUUCUAAAUUUGUGCGAGUGUUCUCUUCUUACUUCAUCUGGAAUCGAGAUUCUUGCUAACAAGUUACAUUCAGUACUUAGGGAACUGUAUAUUGAUGACUGCAUAAAUGUGGAGGCUAUGAUGAUCCUCCCUGUUCUACAGAAGAUUAAACAUCUAGAGGUUUUAUCAAUGUCUGGAAUACAAUCUGUCUGUGACAAGUUUGUGAACGAGCUCAUUCCUGUACAUGGUUCAAAUAUUAGGGAGCUAGCAUUUGCCGGUUGCUCGAAACUUACCUCAUCUUCCAUCAAGACUAUUGGGGAAAACUGUCCACAGUUAUCUUCUUUAGACCUUCGCAACUUGAAUAGGUUGCGUGACUCAGCAAUGAGACAUCUUCGCAAUGGUUGUGGGCAAAUAAAGACAUUAAAACUUCAAAGAAACACAUUCAGUGAUGAAUCUGUGUCUCAAUAUUUGGAAGAAUCCGGAGGAUGCCUAACUGAGUUAAUGCUAAACAAUGUUGAGAAGGCUGGAGACCUUACUGCUCUUGCAAUUGCUCGCACGUGUUCUGCUUGCUUAGAGGAUCUGGAUCUUUCCUUCUGCCGUGAACUGACCAAUGAAGCUUUAGGGCUGAUUGUUGACAGCUGCUCAUCAUUGAGGAUUCUCAAGCUAUUUGGGUGUACCCAGAUCACAGAUUUUUUCCUCAAGGGUCACUCAAACCCAUCGGUCAAAAUUGUCGGGAUAGAAGGGAGCAUACUGGAGCAAAUGGAUAACCGCUAGCUUGUGCGAAGAAUGAUGCUAGAAUCCCAUAACUGUUCAGUUGCCUAGCUUAGGAGUCUAGACAUGGAGGUUCUGAAGGUGGCUGCAGCUUCCAGUAGGGAAUUAUUUGUCAACCCACCCUGCUGAAAUUAGUUAGAUGCUCGUAUGGAAACUUUUUUUUUAUGCUUAUUGUUUUCUUCUUCAAUUAAGUUUUCAUGUCAGAUAUGGUUACAAACGGUACAGUGGAAAAUCCGCUGACGCUUUAUGCAAACUAUUGAAGGAAAGUUUACGUGUCAGAUAUGGUUACGAACGGUACUCUGAUCAGUUUUGUUUCAGAUAUGAUGGUGACCAGUGCGUUAGCAAACCGAGUCACUGAUACUAAUCCUGGCAUGUUUUUCCCCAGCAGCAACAUGUAAAGCCGGAAAUGUAAUGUAACUGCAAGAAGCCUUUUUCCCACCCAGAUGCAGUGAUGCAGGACGCUAGAAAGAGUUGCAUUUUUUUUUUGCUGAAUAAGGAGCCUCAUUCCGCAGAAUGAAUACCUGACUGAGCUAUUGUUU